Molecule: messenger RNA, 675 nt
Organism: Trichoderma virens Gv29-8
Lineage: Eukaryota; Fungi; Ascomycota; Sordariomycetes; Hypocreales; Hypocreaceae
Exons: 3
Coding region: 1-675 (224 amino acids)
Molecular function (GO): acyltransferase activity, transferring groups other than amino-acyl groups
Source: RefSeq, a predicted model, not a curated record
AUGCCGCUCCAGCUUGAGGAUAUGAGAUUUGGAGAUGCCGCGGCAUAUGCCAACACAUAUGCCACCUCGUUCAACAGCGACCCUUAUUCUAGAGCCUCCUUCGCACACGAGACAUUUGAUGAGCGGGUAGCAGGCCUUAUACGCCGCUGGCCCAAAAAUUAUAGCGAAGCUCUUAAUAUUUACAAAAAGGUCGUCGACACUGAGACAGGGGAGUUGGUUGGUUGGGUCAAAAUUGGGUUUCAGAACACCGAUAUUGAUCCCAAUCGAUUUACUCCAACUGAUGCUCCAGAGGAUAUGAUUAGCAAACGUCCGCAGGCCCCGAAACCCCAGACUGAGGUUCCUUCUGGGUCUGAUUUUAGUAGUAGAGCUGCGAGGGCACAAUUACGGGAUUUGGGCAAUCGGCCUGCAAUUAUUUUGAAGCUCAUUGGCACACAUCCCAAGGCGCAACGACGUGGUGCGGGGAGCUUGCUGAUGGGCUGGGUCACAGACUUAGCUGAUCGAGAAGGUCUUGCUUGCUGGGUGACUGGUUCUCCAAUGGCCGUUCCAUUAUACAAGAAGUUUGGCUUUCAAGUUAUGGAAGAGAUUACUGUCGAACUGCCUGGGACUAGUGAUGGAGAAACUUACACACAUACGUGUAUGCUUCGCGAACCGAAGAAACCCGAAGCGGCUUCUUGA